Cornus florida is the source of this 2059-nucleotide messenger RNA. RefSeq names its product D-2-hydroxyglutarate dehydrogenase, mitochondrial. Bases 66 to 1787 code for a protein of 573 amino acids. Gene Ontology annotation, cellular component: mitochondrion. The transcript is spliced from 16 exons. The record is from RefSeq and is a predicted model, not a curated record. Lineage: Eukaryota; Viridiplantae; Streptophyta; Magnoliopsida; Cornales; Cornaceae. Gene Ontology annotation, molecular function: catalytic activity; FAD binding.
UUUAUCAUUUCAAAUAGACGAUUGUACCAAGCAGCAAAUGUUAUGCAUGUACUAAAAAAAGGAAAAUGGAGAAGUGGAGAUCAACAACACAUCGUCUACUCAAGCACUCCAACAAACUAUUUGAUCGUCGAUUGAACCCUAAUUUUGAGAAUUCGAACUACUUACCCAUUUCAGGUUUUACGUAUCAUUUUUGUAGAGUUUGGGAACCAUCAAAACCAUUUCUUGUAUAUCAUAAGAGGAAUCUUCAGUCAUAUGCCUAUCCCUUGAGAAACUACAUUGACCUUCUUCAGACUCCAAAGCAAAAAUGUCUUGGGAACUUUUGCAGAAUCCAUAAUCGAUAUUUGGGUUCCUUGGCCACCAAAAAUCAGAGGAACCCCUUGUUUUCGACCAUAAAUUCCGAUGACAUCAGCCAUUUUGAAAAGAUACUAGGGGAGAAAAAUGUAAUUCGGGAUGAAGAGAGGCUGCUUGCUGCAAAUAUGGAUUGGAUGCGGAAAUAUGAAGGCUCAAGUAAGCUUCUGCUCCAACCUAGGAGCACUGAGGAGGUUUCAGAGAUUAUUAAAUACUGUAAUUCCAGAUGCCUUGCUGUUGUUCCUCAAGGUGGAAAUACAGGUCUUGUAGGGGGAAGUGUGCCUGUUUUUGAUGAGGUGAUUAUCAAUAUGGGCAGCAUGAAUAACGUCAUUUCUUUUGACAAGGUCAGUGGUGUACUGGUAUGUGAAGCAGGAUGCAUAUUGGAAAACCUGGUUUCUUUCCUGGAUAACCAAGGAUUCAUUAUGCCCCUUGACUUGGGUGCAAAAGGAAGCUGCCAAAUUGGUGGAAAUGUCUCAACUAACGCUGGUGGUUUGCGCUUGGUCCGUUAUGGAUCACUUCAUGGGAAUGUACUUGGGAUUGAAGCAGUUUUAGCAAAUGGUACUGUGCUUGAUAUGCUUGGGACUCUGCGUAAAGAUAAUACUGGGUAUGACUUGAAGCAUUUGUUCAUAGGAAGUGAAGGGUCCUUGGGAAUUGUGACCAAGGUUUCCAUACUUACUCCUCCAAAGAUGUCUUCAGUACAUCUAGCUUUUCUUGCUUGUAAAGAUUAUAUCAGCUGCCAGAAUCUUUUAUUGGAAGCCAAGAGGAAGCUUGGAGAAAUUCUGUCUGCAUUCGAAUUUUUAGAUAGCCACUCAAUGGACCUGGUUCUGCAUCAUCUAGAUGGUGUUCGGAAUCCAUUGCCUCCCUCAAUGCACAACUUCUAUGUUCUAAUUGAGACAACAGGCAGCGAUGAAGCUUUUGACAAAGAGAAGCUUGAGGCUUUCCUACUUCGCUCAAUGGAGAGUGGUUUGAUCUCAGAUGGUGUUCUCGCACAAGACAUAAACCAAGCAUCAUCAUUUUGGCAUAUACGUGAGGGUAUACCUGAAGCAUUAAUGAAAGCUGGAGCUGUGUACAAAUAUGAUUUAUCAAUCCCUGUUGAGAAGAUGUAUGAUAUUGUCGAGGAAAUGCGAGUACGCCUUGGUAAUGCAGCCAAAGUAAUGGGGUAUGGUCACCUUGGCGAUAGCAACUUGCAUCUUAAUAUAUCGACCCCACAGUAUAAUGAUAGUAUUUUAUCACAAAUUGAACCCUUUGUUUAUGAAUGGACAUCUAAGCACCGUGGAAGUAUCAGUGCUGAGCAUGGCCUUGGACUGAUGAAAGCUAAUAAAAUUCACUACAGCAAGUCACCUGAAACCGUUCAACUUAUGGCUUCCAUCAAGAAGUUGCUGGACCCCAAUGGGAUACUCAACCCUUAUAAAGUGAUUCCCCCUUCCCUCAUAUUUUGAUGUUCAGAUUGAGUGUGGAGAGAGAGUCUGUGGCAGAGGUGUGGCCAGAUGAAAUGUCAGGUAUUGCGAUGGGAACCUCUGAAGGAGUCUUUUGGAAAAGAAGAAAAAGGAUAGUUUCUAGCAUUCUGUGGGGAUGGUGAAAAAAAAAGAAACAAAUUUGUAAGAGGCAGAUGUAUCAAUCAAUAAAGGAGUUGAAAUUGCUACCGCCAGAUUGUAUGUUUAAGCUACUGUAUGAAUAAUAUUUUUGAGAAAGAACCUUUUUCUAAUUAUCA